UUCAACAUUCCACUGUUCGACCGAUAGAGGAACAGCGCCGUGGAUUGUUUGUCAAUAUCUUCGAGUUAGCUGAUUUUUUACUGACUUUUCUGUUCAAAGCAACCGUUUCACGAUGACACGAAAGUCCGAGAAAAUAUCCUGACUGUGACUGUGUCGGAGUGUGCACCGUGUACGUAUACGAAAGUCCGGAGAUAAUACUGUCAAGAAGAGAACGUCGUGUACGUGCAAUAAUGCUACUUUUAUAUGCAAGUCAGGAAUUCCAUCUGUUUCAUUAAGAAAAAGAAUGUUUGAAACCCUUGCAUUACCAGGAACGUCCAAUUAUAUUACUGAAUUAUGCUUGUUUAAGUUGCACGUUAUCAUGGAUAUUUAAUAAGAGAAGCAAGUUUUUUGCCGUGUUGGGAAAGUUGCAAAUUUAUAGUGCACAGGAAAAAAAAGACGGAUAACCCUCGAUGAAAAGAAAAGUUCCAUAAACUGGCGCUUUCAAUCGGUACUAUUUGAAAAAAAUGUACAUCAGAAUGAUACACAGAACGGAUCUAGAUAGUUCGUAUAGUAAAGAUGAACACGUUCGACAGCUAUUUAUCUUGUUUAGUUGAUGCACAGACCAUUGUCUUAGGCAAUUCUGAAUUAACUUUAUUGCAUAUCUUUAUUCUUGCUCUUCCGGAGCAAUCUUAUUGUCGUAAAGUACCCAGUGUUCAUAAAAUCAUUUUUAAUGAGGCUGAAGGCACGUACAGGAAGGCGAACUCUCUUUUGAGAAGGUACAGUGUUCUACAACUGACUUUCAUGAACAAUGAACCAUUCGGGAAGUGGAAAACGUCAGGCGAAGGUUCUGGAAGAAAACUAUUGGGAUUGCAGUGUCUGCACAUAUAGAAAUACAGCAGAAGCAUUUAAGUGCCUCAUGUGUGACGUCCGUAAAGGAACUUCUACGCGGAAACCCCGCAUAAAUCCUCAGCUUGUGGCACAGCAGGUGGCACAGCAACAGUAUGUACCACUAUUGAAGCCAGGGAAAAAGGAAGGUAGUAGCGGCGGUAGUACGGCUACUAGUGGUAAGGAGAAAGACCGUAAAUUGGACAAACCAAGACGGAAAAAUAGGCAUCCACCUCGUCUUAAAAAUAUAGACCGCAGUACAGCUCAAACCAAUGAAGUGACAGUAAACAACGUUACUGUCGUAAUUACGGAGUAUAAGCCAAAAGUGAAGAAAAGUUCCGAUCAGUCUGGUUUAUCUAGCAGUGCAUCAUCUGAGAAUGGAAGUCAACACGAUUCUAAUCAAGACUCUAGAAGUUUGGAUAUAGGAACUGAUGCUUAGCUCAACGCGGUAUAUCACAUAUGUGUAUGAAUUAAUCUAAUUAAUAUAUUAUAUAAUGUACGUCAAUCUCUAUGGACUAUGGUACAUUUUGUGGACAGAAGCAACUACUUUUUCUAUGUGUUGCAGAUUAUAUAACAUUCAAUGAGGUCAGACGUUUUAUGCUAUCAGUGGACUCAUUGAAUUCUUUGAUUUCAAUGUAAUAUAAGACUUGUGGUCAUGUAUCGUUGUUUUGUAGGAACAUCAAAAUUACCAGUUCAUAAUGACAAUGAUGUAGUUCAUAUUCAGACGCAUCAACUGAAGUUGUACUUAAUGUUAUUUAUUCCAUAGCUUGAGAGUAUUCUAAAUUACGCGUUCUAAUAUUUAAUUCAAUAUUUUAGAUAAUUUUAUUUGUGCAACUUCGGAUAUUACUUACUCUAUUUACAUAGUAUCGACUGUAACAAGCGCAGUUACGUGCAUUAAUACUACAAAAUGGAAUUUUAUAUAUCCAUUGUUGACAUAAUGAUGUCCGCAUACGACUUUCAUUGAAUCUAUAACACCACUGCCAGAAAGCAUGUUGUAAGAUUAUCGUUAAUUAGAAUGUUUUAAUCGACUCAUUUAUGUGUGAGUUAUUUAAUUUGUUUAUUUAAUAAUUACUGUGACAGUGAAUUCAGAAACUGGCAUUGGUACGUAUAUAUACCUUUAUCCCAUUCCAAAAUUAUCUAUGUACGAAUUUCAUUUAUUGUAUGCUUUAUAGCUCGGUAACAAAUCAAUACCAAUCAUAUAGAAGUUUCCAAUUUAUACACGUGGAAGAUUUUGCAAUUGAAAUACAUAAAGUAAUACAAAGUGAUACACAAUUUUAUAAAUUUUAGAGGAUAUUUGAUUUUCUAAUAAGCGCGUCCAUUAAUUUUGAUUGUUCAUAUAUUAUUUAUUGUAUUAAAACACCUCGGAAAAAAUAUUUACACUACAUAGUAUACUUAAAUGAUGUCAGAGCAUAUAGAUUUUAUAUACGAACUGUAAACAAUACUGGAACAAUCUAUUAAACAUUAAUUUCUAUAAUUAGUAAUAUCGCUAAAUCAUGAAGCAAUGCAGUGGGAAACUUUCUUUUUAUUAUUGGUAUUAUUAUAAAAUAACCAUUAAUGCUACAGAGCUGGCACAUAUUAGCAACUGCCUGAUCACUUUAAACUGUGAUUUAUAAUUCAUUUCAUAUUUAUUUUUAAAUGUUUUACGUUACCAGGUAAUCAAUAUAUUACCAAAAUCGAAUCACAAAGUAAAAAGUUAUUGACUGUAAGGACCAGAGCAUAACGGGAUUAUUUCAUAAGUGUAUAAAAUUAAAAAAUGUCAUAUAAAUAAUUAUUUUCAAAUGUUAGUAUGCCAGUUACAAUAAAAUACGAAAAUUAAUUUGUGAAUAAAAUUAACGAUCUGCAUCGUAACUCCGAAAGUAAACAAUACUUUUUGCAAAUAUUUACACAUAAGUACAACAUUACUCGGAUAACAAGUUUCCAUCUCGUAAAUAGUAUUUCAUAAAUAUCAUCGGGAUUAUAAUUAUAUAAACCUUUUAUAAAAAAAAAUGUCCGAUUUAUACUAAAAAGAUAUCGAUUUUUAUUAACAUUUUAUUAGUUCUCUUUUUUCUUAAUUAUGUAAAUUCUCUUCUUAGAUAAAUAAUUUGCGUGUACAUACUAGUUUUACGAAAAAAAAAAUUGAUCGAUUAGGUAAAAGAUUUCUUCAAAUCCUAUUAGAACAUCACUCCGAAACAAUAUAUAAUCUUAAAAUUGUUACUUUACUGUGUACAAUUUGGGUAUCCAUAUUUUACAAUAUAGUAGGUAUUUAGUAAAUGUUAAAAACAUCAGUUUUUGAAUAAUUUUUUCGUAUUCUUGCGGUAAUCGAAUUAAUGCGAAUCAAAAAUAUGUACCCAUUGCCUUCAUCGUAUAAGAAUAUGUUAAACCAAAUAAAAUUGGAUUUGUGUGUGUUGUAAAUGAUUAGGAAAUUAAUAUGUUGUACAGAUUGUAAAACUUUCGAAAAACACUGUUGGGAUUAACAUUAUAUUAUUACAAGAAAAAAAAAUAAAUUAAAUGUUUUAAGAAAAGAAA
Megalopta genalis is the source of this 3369-nucleotide messenger RNA. It is a transcript of the gene RYBP, whose product is annotated as ring and YY1 binding protein. Gene Ontology annotation, cellular component: nucleus. The record is from RefSeq and is a predicted model, not a curated record. Lineage: Eukaryota; Metazoa; Arthropoda; Insecta; Hymenoptera; Halictidae. Gene Ontology annotation, biological process: positive regulation of DNA-templated transcription. Gene Ontology annotation, molecular function: transcription coregulator activity; DNA binding.